This is a messenger RNA of Spinacia oleracea (spinach), 1505 nucleotides long. RefSeq names its product 12-oxophytodienoate reductase 3. Gene Ontology annotation, cellular component: peroxisome. Gene Ontology annotation, molecular function: FMN binding; 12-oxophytodienoate reductase activity. Bases 121 to 1296 code for a protein of 391 amino acids. The transcript is spliced from 5 exons. The record is from RefSeq and is a predicted model, not a curated record. NCBI's taxonomy places the organism in Eukaryota, Viridiplantae, Streptophyta, Magnoliopsida, Caryophyllales, Amaranthaceae. Gene Ontology annotation, biological process: jasmonic acid biosynthetic process; oxylipin biosynthetic process.
CAUCAACCCAAACUCUUUUUUUGAGAACAAAAAAAAUCAAACAAUACUUGUUUCGGAACAAAAUAACAAGGAAAUUAGCAAAUUUUAUUCAAAUUAUUUACGGAGUAAAAAAAUAUAGCAAUGGUUGUAGCAAGCAACAUGGCUAUGGGUGUCAAAUGUGUUACGGAUCUUUUCUCUCCUUAUCAAUUGGGUAAAUUCAAUCUGUCUCACAGGAUAGUAUUGGCACCAAUGACAAGAUGUCGAGCUAUAAAUGAAAUACCAAAUGAAGCACUUUUGAAGUAUUACACCCAGCGUUCGACUCCUGGUGGCCUUCUUAUCACAGAAGGAACUCUCAUCUCCCAAACAGCCGCAGGGUUUGCGCAUUGCCCAGGAAUCUACACAGAUCAACAAGUCCAAGAGUGGACGAAAGUGGUAGACUCCGUUCAUGCUAAGGGUGCUAUUAUCAUCUGUCAAUUGUGGCACGUUGGUCGAGUUUCUAACCAAGGUUACCAAUAUGAAGGAGGUGCGCCAAUAUCAUCAACGAACAAAGGCUUAACCGAUAGGUGGCGUAUUCUAAUGCCAGACGGUUCACACGAAAAGUGUACUCCGCCACGAGCCCUGACUAAGCCACAGAUCUUAGAGGUCGUACAAGACUAUCGUCAAGCAGCCCUCAACGCCAUUCGUGCUGGUUUUGAUGGAGUGGAGAUACAUGGAGCACAUGGUUACCUAAUCGACCAAUUUCUCAAAGACGAAAUCAACGAUCGAACCGACGAAUACGGCGGUUCACUCGAAAACCGAACCCGGUUCCUAACCCAAGUGGUACAAUCCGUCGUAGAAGCAAUAGGAGCUGAAAAUGUAGCCGUUAGAAUCUCACCAGCCAUAGACCACUUUGAUGCACUUGACUCAAACCCACUUGAAUUGGGACUAGCAGUCGUGGACCGCCUCAACAAACUACAAACCGAAUUAGGUUCAAAACUCGCUUACCUCCACGUGACCCAACCCCGGUUCACGGCUCAAGGCGUGGUCGAUAAGCCCGCCGAGGAAGCGAAAGCCGAUGCAAAAUUGUUGAGGAAACUAAGGGAUGCAUUUGAAGGGAGUUUUGUGAGUAGUGGUGGUUAUACUAAGGAACUUGGGAUGCAAGAUUUAGGUCAAGGUGAUGCUGAUUUGGUUGCUUUUGGAAGACUUUUUAUCUCUAAUCCUGAUUUAGUGGAUAGGUUUAAGGUUAAUGCACCCUUAAAUAAGUAUGAUAGGACUACUUUUUAUACUCAUGAUCCUGUUUUGGGUUAUACUGAUUAUCCUUUUCUAGGAGAAGAGUAAUCUGCCUCGUAAUUAAGUAGUUCUUAAUUGAGAAAGAAGUUGCAUUGUGAUUUGCGAAGGUUUAUGCAUGGUAUAACUGGGUGUAUCUUACAAGGUACAACUCAAGUUUGUUUUCCUCUUAUUUAGAAAACAAAUGAGGAAAAAAAUUAUCCCAAUGUAUAAUAAAGUUUUCUAUUGUGAUGAAAUAAACGGUGUUAUUUGUAUGAUCA